Messenger RNA from Mesorhabditis belari, 225 nucleotides. The record is from the annotation of a GenBank genome assembly. NCBI's taxonomy places the organism in Eukaryota, Metazoa, Nematoda, Chromadorea, Rhabditida, Rhabditidae.
AUGGCUGGAACCGCUGACGCUGCUAAAAACGCUCUCUCCUCAAUCUUCGACAAGGCUAAGGAUGUUGUUGGAACUGCCGCUGAGGCCACAAAGGGUUACGCAAGCCAAGCGCAACAAGCGAUCGGGAAAGUGAUCCCCGGGAUGAGUGUCGAUCAUUCGGCUCAAGAUCCGUCAGUCGUUCAACCAGCUGAGACGGCCGCUCCCGCUCCUCCACCUCCACAACAA